AUGUUCAUCCAGUGCUUCGGAGUGGGUCUAUCGUACUUGAUAUUGGUCGGGGAUUUGUUUCCGUCGUUAUUUGGGGGCAGUCGUACGUUAUGGACUUUGCUAUCGGGGGUGAUCAUCGUUCCCUUGACUCUGUUGAGACAUUUGGACAGUUUGCGGUACACUAGUAUUCUGGGGCUUGCAGCCUUGGGGUACAUCACGCUUUUGAUAGUGGCUACGUACUUCUGGGGCCGGUACCCAAGUCCCAAGGUUCAUUGGGUGUCAGUGUACGACUCCACGGGCGUGCUAACGACAUUCAGCAUCAUCAUAUUUGCAUUUACCGGUUCGAUGAACUUGUUUUCCAUCAUAAACGAGCUAAAGGAGAACUCGAUGACCAACAUCAAGUCGAUUAUCAACAGGUCGAUAGUGAUAUCUGGGUUUUUCUUCGUGGUUGUCGGGUUGUUCGGCUACCUCACCUUUGGUGAAACGACACUGGGGAACGUUUUGCUCAACUAUAACUCCGAUAAGUUUGCAGUCAAGUUCGCGAGGUUCAACCUCGGCCUGAUGGUCGUGCUGUCGUUCCCACUAAUGUUCCACCCUUGCCGCAUUGCAUGCAAUAACAUGAUCCACUGGUUGCAGAUCAACUACGGUCCUCGUAAAGACAUGCUUCAAGAGAACCAGAACUUGGGGCCCAUAACGCUGGAGAUCGAGGACGAGACCGACAGGGAAUUUUUACAGCAGGAAUUCGGGACCGGCGAUAUCACCGACACAGCCGCUGCUGGUACUGGCAGCGGUAGCACUGAGGACAAUUCAUUCGCUAAUACGUAUCAAUCGCUACCGAGAGCUACAGACGAGGAUGACGAAGACGCAACACACGAAAGUACCGAAGCAGUGCCGUUGUCCGACAAGAGAUUCUACACCAUCACUGCCGUCUUACUAACCGUUCUCUACGGCUUGGCGUUGAAUGUGCAGUCAUUUGCAUUGGUGCUCGCAGUGGUGGGUGCCACAGGGUCUACAGCAAUAUCUUUCACGUUGCCGGGCCUCUUUGGAUGGAAACUCAUUGGCACAGAGUCUUUGAUGAACGGGGAACGCAUCAGCACUUGGGAGAAUAUCCAUCGGUACGGAAGUCUCGCGCUUACGUGGUAUGGGAUCAUCGUCAUGGUCUCCUGUCUCUACAUAACGCUCUUCUUAUAA
Messenger RNA from Kluyveromyces marxianus DMKU3-1042, 1170 nucleotides. RefSeq names its product Avt7p (gene AVT7). Gene Ontology annotation, molecular function: L-tyrosine transmembrane transporter activity; L-histidine transmembrane transporter activity; L-serine transmembrane transporter activity. Gene Ontology annotation, biological process: amino acid transmembrane transport. The coding region runs from base 1 to 1170 and encodes 389 amino acids. The transcript has a single exon. The record is from RefSeq and is a predicted model, not a curated record. Gene Ontology annotation, cellular component: fungal-type vacuole membrane. NCBI's taxonomy places the organism in Eukaryota, Fungi, Ascomycota, Saccharomycetes, Saccharomycetales, Saccharomycetaceae.